Molecule: messenger RNA, 1170 nt
Organism: Pararge aegeria (speckled wood butterfly)
Lineage: Eukaryota; Metazoa; Arthropoda; Insecta; Lepidoptera; Nymphalidae
Gene: DCTN6-p27
Product: dynactin subunit 6
Exons: 4
Coding region: 163-735 (190 amino acids)
Biological process (GO): mitotic spindle organization
Cellular component (GO): dynactin complex
Molecular function (GO): dynein complex binding
Source: RefSeq, a predicted model, not a curated record
CUGUUUGACGAAUGACGUUUAUGUUUAUAAGGUUCUGAAAUGUGAUUGAGAAAUGGGAAGUGGUUAGGGGUAGUUAUUUAUUAAUUUGCAUUUAAGUUAUAAAAAUUAUCAAAUUGAAAUAAAACGCAGCUACUUUUAACCUGUACUUAUUCCGAAAUAAUUAUGUCACAAAAUAUAAAAAUUUUGCCUGGUGCAACGGUGUGUGAGGAUUGUACACUUGAAGGUGAUAUUACUAUUGGCGGAGGCACAGUGAUUCACCCAAGAGUAACAAUUAUUGCAGAGGGAGGUCCUAUUAUUAUAGCUGAGUAUUGCAUUAUUGAAGAAUACUCCACAAUAAUCCACAAGAAAAGUGAUAAACAAGAGAGUCCUCCAAAACCACUUUUUAUUGGAGCUCACAAUGUAUUUGAAGUUGGAUGCAAAUUAGAAUCACCAUUUGGACAUAUUGGUGAAAGCAAUGUUUUUGAAUGCAAAUCAUAUGUAGGUGUUGAUGUGAAAAUUGGCAGUGGAUGUGUUAUAGGAGCAGCAUGUCAAUUAAUAGUCCCUCAGUCGUUACAAGACAACACUGUUAUUUGGGGUUCAGAACACCACAGCAGAGAAGCAUUAGAGAAGCAACCAUCACAACUUUUACAACUUGAUUUUCUCAGCAAAGUUAUGCCUAACUAUCACCGGCUAAGAAAACCAAAUUUACAUAAGCGCCAACCUUCAAGACAAUCUCAAGAAGGUGCAAAAGUGUAAAGCUACAAAUAUUAAAAGAUGUACAUUAUAUAUCAAUUGCUUAAGCUUAUUUAUCAUAUGUUAUAAGCUUUUGAAGAAAAAGUUACUAGAUUAUGAAAUCUAGCCAGUCUAGUUUUAUGUCUGCAGCCACAGUGUGAGCCCUAUAGGUUGUUGAUUUUAUGAAAUUAUACAUACUUUCAUAGAUCCAGUUAUUAUGCUGUAAUUAGAGAAAUACAGACAUAUUUGUGUACAAAAAUUUUUUUUUUUAUAAGAAGGUCCCUUUUGCAAUUAUACCUUUUAUUGUAUUUAUUAAACACCAAGAUAAAAAAGUACCUCCACACUAACCUAGAAUAAUAUGUUGAUAUUGAUGAGUAUAUAGAUUCUUUAUUAAUAAAUGUAGGCCAGCUGAAAAAUGUUUUCAGAUAUAAACCAAUGUUUCAAUUUUUUUUUUCUUUA